AAGUUUUCGUGAGCGCAGUGCUUCCCGUCCCAGUUCCCGGUGUUUUGCAAAUAAGAGACACUUCGGAGCGCGGAGCGAAAGUGGGGGGGCGAAACCGUUUCGUCCGCUUCGACAGGGGCUUGUUUUGCAUCGCCGAGCGCAUGCAAGUACGCGGAGGAUACUUGCUCGACGACGUCGCCAGGCGCUUUUCUUUUUCUACGUCCUUGUUCUAAAUAAUAAAAAAAUAAAAUAAAAAUUUUUUUUUAAGUGUUCUCACGUAAGGGCGCUCGACACUCGAACCUUGGAAAUGGAUGUUCUACCCAUGUGCAGCAUCUUUCAAGAACUUCAGAUAGUUCACGACACGGGCUAUUUCUCAGCCCUGCCGUCACUCGAGGAGUAUUGGCAGCAGACUUGCUUGGAGCUGGAACGGUAUCUCCAGAGUGAGCCUUACGUCUCGACGUCAGACCUCAAGUUUGACGGCCAGGAGGACCUCUGGAACAAGUUGAUCUUGGCCUGCGGGGAUAAGGCCAAGACAGAUUCUGAUCCAAAAAUCCCACUUGCCCACGAGGAGGACAAUCAGGACAGCCAAAUCUUGGACACCAACAGUGUGAAUUCUGAUGCCAGCAGCGAGACUUCAGACAGUUCAGAGGAGCUCUCGCCCAUACACAGCUUUACCUCCAACCCCCUGGGGUCUGUCUUGGUUGGCUCUGGACUUUUUAGCCCCUCCAUCAUUAGCACUCCCCCAUCCUCUCCUGAGGCCAACUCUGAGCCCAGCACCGUAUCGCAGAGCUGGGGCAGCACACACACCGAAUUGCACUUGCCAGUCAAAAUCAGGACCGGUGGGACCGGAAAGAGUUCGGAAAAGAUGGGACUGGUCUUCGGAGACACAUCCCCGGAUGGCCGGAAGCGAGUACACAGAUGCCACUUCAACGGGUGCCGCAAGGUUUACACGAAGAGCUCCCACCUAAAAGCACACCAGCGCACUCACACAGGUGAGAAACCAUACAGGUGUUCAUGGGAGGGCUGUGAUUGGCGUUUUGCACGAAGUGACGAGUUGACCAGACACUUCAGGAAGCACACUGGGGCAAAGCCAUUUAAAUGCAGUCACUGUGACAGAUGUUUCUCCAGGUCUGACCAUCUGGCUCUUCACAUGAAGAGGCACAUCUAGAUCAGGGCGAGCACCGACCAACCAAUACAGUUAAGGGGAAAUUUUAAGAAAAGAAAAAAAAAGGCCGUCUCCUGACCAGUCUCUUGGUUGAACUGUCCCAGAGCAGAGUGGCGGGAGUGUGUUCCAGCCAAAGCAUGCCAUUUUGCACCAUACUGUAACCCAGUGCCUCCGGGACCUCUCUUUGGAGAAAGGCGCUCUGAAGGUUGUCUGUUGCGACAAGAGGACAAAAUCAUGGAUGGAAGAACUGAAUGAGAUGGACUUGCAAAAAAAAAGAAAAAAAAAAGACACACUAAAAAGAAUGAAUGAUUUGUAUGUAUGGUGCAUGAUGUUUUGGGGACAUCUCCCGGACAGCAGAUACACUGGUACUUUACAAAAAGAAAAAAAAAAAGAGAAAAAAAAACUGUCUGAGGUAAGCAUGUGUGCACUGUGAAUGUCUGAGACUGGCUGCCUGGCCCCGGUGAGGAGAGAGAAGAAAGUAGGAGGAGAUGAAGAGGCGGACGGAGUGAAUGAGUAGGAGGAUGGGGAGGGAGGGAGGGGGGGGGGGGCCUUGAUGCCAACAUUGCUGUGGACUGAAUGUGUUUCUGGGGGAACUUUUGUUUCCCCAUCGCGGAGUGAGGAUGGGGAUGGAAGUGCCUGCCUGUCGGGCACCAAGACUGAGGGUUGGGUUCCUUCUCUUUUGAAGCUGUGGGUUCGGACCAGUGAAGGGGAUGACUUGUCUCCUUCUGGCCGGCGACCCAGGGACCACAACCUCUCUAGUCACUGUAUGAGAGGAGCUUUUUUUGGUGUUUUUGGUGCAGCUACUUAAUGUGCAAUGUGUUAUGUAGCCUGGUUUAUUAUUUUUUUACAAGCUACAAAGCUCAUUUGUAGUCCAAUUGUAUAAGCUGUGUGCUUAGAGGUAUAACACAACUAUACUAUAACUUCAGUAUCAUAGAAAGGUGUUGCAUGGUUCUAGGGUUCGUUCACUUUCCUGUUUCCACUGUAAUCAGGACUGCAAAUAGGUUCAAUAAAAGUGCAGCUAAAAUGCGAACGGUUAAAUGUUACAAUAUUGUACAUAAAGCCUUGAUGACCUUCCUCUUUUAAGUUUUCACAACUUCAUCCAUCUCCCUCUUCGCCCUUUUUUUUUUUUUAGCUGUUGUUUGACUGGAGAUUUUUUGCCACUGCUUGCUGGAAUGGAAUCAUUCAUUGAGCUUUUCGUUUCUAUUCAUCCUAUGCCUUGAGGACUAAUAUAUUUUUUAUUUUAUUUUGUACUUUUCUUUCCAUUUUCUAUCUAAUAAUGCACUGUUGACCUUAAUGGUGCCUUAUGCAAGUGGCCUCGCCCGGUAGCGGUGGAUAUAGCUGCCCGGGAGGUCACGUUUUUUUGUAUGGGUGAUUAUUUGAAACGCUCGAUCAAGGCUCAAUUGCGUACGAACGUGCAUCUCUUGUUUGUCGACCGCUGUCCACACACACACACACACACACACACACGCGCGCGCGCGCGCGUUGGAUUUGGAGUUUGUGUAUUGUUUUGAAGAUAGGCUCUUUAGAGAAUUCAGUUUCAUUGGUAAAAAAAAUUUUUGAAGUUGAAAUGAUUUUUUUCCCCUCCUCCUUAUUGUAUAUGACACAUUUGAGUUUAGACCAUGUAAAUAAGAUAAAUGUUGUAUGUUUAAAGCACUUAAAUCCGUUUAUUAAAAACACACAAAACCACUGCUACCAUGUGCUGCAGUCCAUCACACUCGGCUCGUAGGUACAACAAAUAACCAGACUAGAAUAACGGACUCGAGUCUUUCUGUGCAGGAUGUAGCCGAAUUGAAGUAGGAUAUAAUAUUGCUGCUGCUUUAAUGAUACUUGGCACCGGCUGACGAUUCAAGGCCCACUGUAAACCCCCCACCACCACCGCCGCCGCCAUCACCGCCGCCGCUCCUCAACCCCUCCAUCCCUGCAAGCAAGACUGAAGAAAAAGCUAAAGAUUUAUUGUAAUUAACAGGCUGCAUUUGGACAGGCCUUGCCUUGUAUUGCCUCUCGGUAAUGAAUUGCUAAAGGCUUUGUUGGCAUGGAAUCUGUCACAGACUGCUGACUGUGUAGGUUGGUUAUUGACCUGUCUGGGGAGCGUUGUUUUAGCCGUGCUGCAACAGUAUUAUGAAAACGGAGGGAGCGGCGUGAGGGGGUGGGAGGCGAUCGAGAGGAGAUGGAGAUCACCCGUUCGAGCCAACCCGUUGUCGGCACGCAUGCGAAAUUGGCAAAAGCCCCCCCGACGAUAUUUGACCUAAAAAUGAAACUAUAUUGUUCAUCCGUUUUGUUUUGAUUUUUUUAUUGGAUGAUGGAGGUGGAGGGGAGAGUGCUCAGCGAGGCUAGGGACCAAAAUAGUUUCCAAGAUUAUCUCUAUUACUUUUGAAAGGCAACCGGGAGAUAAGUGAUCUGCGCCGCCUGCUCGGCGUCGGAGGCCCCGCCGUAGUCGAGCGAGGAGAUCUGAUGUUGCAGGCCGGCGUUCUCCAGCAUAUGGAUUUCAGAUCGGCCGGUGAAAGACACAGGACGAGUACAAACUCGAAACUGCUUGCUUCAAUAGAACCGGAGUGCUGGCAAGGCCUUUUGUGGGCAAAGAGAGGAACAUCCAUUCCUUGAAACGUCAGCCAAUAAACGUUCAAGUGGUAAUUGAGCCUUGAUUUAGCCCCACGUUUGCUUGCAUCUUAAACACCUUCCAUUGCUUUUCUUCUCUCUCUCCCCCCCCCCACCUCACCCACCCACCUCCCACUACCUUGACAUGUUUUGUUAUUCAGACACAGCUCUUUGUUCUCAACGGAAUCUUUGUAUGAAAAGAAGAAAAAAAAACUUUUGUAAAUUGUUAUGUUUAUGCUUUACGAAAUUUUUAUUUGAAAUUGUUUUGCAAAAUUGUUAUAUUUCUGUAUGAAUGUAUUUUUUAUUGGAAUAAUAAGAAAUUCUUAUCUGA
Messenger RNA from Lampris incognitus (smalleye Pacific opah), 4070 nucleotides. RefSeq names its product Kruppel like factor 6a (gene klf6a). NCBI's taxonomy places the organism in Eukaryota, Metazoa, Chordata, Actinopteri, Lampriformes, Lampridae. Gene Ontology annotation, molecular function: DNA-binding transcription factor activity, RNA polymerase II-specific; RNA polymerase II cis-regulatory region sequence-specific DNA binding. Gene Ontology annotation, biological process: regulation of transcription by RNA polymerase II. The record is from RefSeq and is a predicted model, not a curated record. The transcript has 4 exons. Bases 287 to 1147 code for a protein of 286 amino acids.